AUGAAGAAGUGGUCUGUGCUGUUUGUAAAGACAGCAUUGCAUCGGAGGAUAAGGUCAGGAGCUUACCCUGUUGCCAUUACUACCAUCAGGACUGCAUUGUGCCCUGGUUGGGCAUUCGAAAUACAUGCCCGGUUUGCCGGUAUGAGCUGCCCACGGAUGAUCCUGAUUAUGAAAGGAGCAAGUGUGAAAGGGCUACAAGUGGUGAGCCAGGCGAUUCAGAGGUCAGGUUUGAGCAAUUUGUGUGAGAUGUUUAUAUAG
Prunus armeniaca (apricot) is the source of this 258-nucleotide messenger RNA. Lineage: Eukaryota; Viridiplantae; Streptophyta; Magnoliopsida; Rosales; Rosaceae. The record is from the annotation of a GenBank genome assembly.